Messenger RNA from Pipistrellus nathusii (Nathusius's pipistrelle), 819 nucleotides. NCBI's taxonomy places the organism in Eukaryota, Metazoa, Chordata, Mammalia, Chiroptera, Vespertilionidae. The record is from the annotation of a GenBank genome assembly.
AUGGAGGCGCCGGGGUUGCCGCCAGCCGCGAAGACUCCAGCCGCCAGCCGGAGCCUCAAGCUGCUGCUGCUGCCGCUGCUGCUGUUCCUGCUGCUGGCCCAGACCCUGCGGGGCUCGGAGGCGGAGGAGAGGCCCCGAACCCGGGAAGAGGAGUGCCACUUCUACGCGGGGGGACAAGUGUACCCGGGGGAGGCGUCCCGAGUGUCGGCCGCCGACCACUCCCUGCACCUCAGCAAAGCCAAGAUUUCCAAGCCAGCACCUUAUUGGGAAGGAACCGCUGUGAUAAAUGGAGAAUUUAAGGAGCUCAAGUUAACUGAUUACCGUGGGAAAUACCUGGUUUUUUUCUUCUACCCGCUUGAUUUCACUUUUGUGUGUCCAACUGAAAUUAUCGCCUUUGGUGAUAGAAUUGAAGAAUUCAGAUCCAUAAACACUGAAGUGGUGGCAUGCUCUGUCGAUUCUCAGUUUACCCAUUUGGCCUGGAUCAACACCCCUCGAAAACAAGGAGGACUUGGACCAAUAAAGAUUCCACUUCUUUCAGAUUUGACCCAUCAGAUCGCAAAGGACUACGGUGUAUAUCUGGAAGACUCAGGCCACACUCUUAGAGGUCUCUUCAUUAUUGAUGACAAAGGGAUCCUAAGACAGAUUACUCUCAAUGACCUUCCUGUGGGCAGAUCAGUGGAUGAGACACUGCGUUUGGUUCAAGCAUUCCAGUACACCGAUAAACAUGGAGAAGUCUGCCCUGCUGGCUGGAAACCUGGUAGCGAAACAAUAAUCCCAGAUCCAGCUGGCAAACUGAAGUAUUUCCACAAACUGAACUGA